CAGGUUGCGAAACAUCGUCAAACUGCCCACCAGGUUAAACGGAACCUCGGAGCUGGUGUUUGUUAACAAUUUGUAGUGGUUCUCCGUAUGUAAUCGGGCUCUAAUCGACAAUUCUGGUCAGACAACAAUCACGAUUUCACUUGUCAUCUAUAGCAAGAAUAAGCAUCAACAAAUCACUCGCAGCAAUGAUCGAAGGGUCAGGAGAAGACAGUGCUCUCCACAAAAUCUCAACAGACUUCGCGAAAUGAUCGCAUCGACGGAAAUUAGUUUGUUCUUUGAUCCUGAUGUAUUGUGAUAAUUUGGCAAGCUAUUCAAACUUCUGUUUUGAUGUCUGUUGCCUUCAGGAAACUAUUUACGUCAGUGCUGACAGGUUUUCCUCUCCCCAUCUGAAGCGGCUACCCCGACUUAAGGAGAAAGCGUUUAAAGAAAAAGACGGCACAUCAGUAAAAGCUCUCACAGGUCGUAUCAAGGAAGAGCUACACGGUCCUAACAAAGUGUAUGUCCAGUCUGUUCUUGGGAACGGCAGUUGUCGUGAACUCUGGAGGAUGCUGAAAACCCUUAGCGGUUACUCGAGGUUCGUCCUACUUUGAUGUAGGCGUGGAAAUAUUCAAUCAAGAGUACUGCAAGUGUAAUACUACUACAGCUCCAGAGAAUUCCUGUGCCUAACUUCUGGGGUCUACUG
Molecule: messenger RNA, 682 nt
Organism: Dicrocoelium dendriticum
Lineage: Eukaryota; Metazoa; Platyhelminthes; Trematoda; Plagiorchiida; Dicrocoeliidae
Source: the annotation of a GenBank genome assembly